Molecule: messenger RNA, 5766 nt
Organism: Salmo salar (Atlantic salmon)
Lineage: Eukaryota; Metazoa; Chordata; Actinopteri; Salmoniformes; Salmonidae
Source: RefSeq, a predicted model, not a curated record
GUUAAAAACAACGCUAGGGUGCAGUUCUUUCAGCGCAGCUAUUUUUUGUCACGCUUCAGCCUCUGAAAAUAUUUGUUUGUAAGUUCAAUUCAAGCAUAUUGCUAGUGAUGAUAAUAUUGUUUAUUGAUAAAAUUGCUAACUUAUCAAUGUUAGUUGGUUGUAUUUACUCACGCAAAUUGUCUUGCCUUUCAUGUAUGCCAGUCAGCUGUAUUAGUUUUCUCGUGCGUCAUGUAAACGAAUUGUAAAACAUACAAUACUGUACUUUUGUUACUGUUUCUAGUGUAAUAUGCUUUGUUACUGAACAGAGGUGUUUUCACAUUAUUAGAGUAAUGAAAAGAGUUGGCAAGUUGCUACUCAUACGGUAAUUAGCUAUCUAGUUUGGCAUCAUGCCAGAUACAUGGUUCAUUGGCAAUUGUUUUGUAUUUAUGCAACUUCAACUUGAAAUGUAGUGUAACGACCCUGGGUUUAUAAGCGCGGAUAUCGACUCUGCCGCUUGAGCAUGCUUUUGCGGCACAGUGGAUAGCGUGCUGGACUUUGGGCUAGAAGGUCGAGUGUUCGAGACCUGCUCGCUACCUGUUUCAUUACAGUAUAAUGUACAGCUACAGUAUGUCAAUGUGAAUUGAAUACUAGAGCAUAGUGUUUUCUGCAUUUUGCAGUUUCACAACAUAAAUGUUUUCAAUAUAUCCGUUCAAGGAAAGUCUUGGUAGUUUUAUUGAAGACUUAGUUGUUAGCUAUCUGUCUAGUUUUGCAUGGGAAUGCAAUUCCAGGGCAGAAUAGUGAAAAAAGAUUCUCACGGCGGACUCAAGCACAAGAGUAACCGCACAUGGUGGUCAUGAUUCUGUGUUCAUCAGCCAACAAAGCCUCUGAUCCUAGGGAAGACCAGCAGUCUACGAUGCAACAACCAGAGCCAAGUGUUUGACAGAGAGAGAUGGAGGAGCCUCUUCAGCACAUUGGGACCAAGUCUCAGUCUACAAGAUCAAGGUCAUCAAGGUCAUCAAAACAGUCAAGCAGAUCCUCAACGGCGAGUUCUGCAGCCAUCAAAGCACGUGCCAAGGCGAACGGAGGAGACUUGUGCACGCACUAUGCGGAAAAGGAAGCUUCUGUGAUGGAACUAAAGGCGGAACUAGAGGCCAGCUUGUUGAAGCAAAAGGCUGGCCUCAAUGCAAGUGUAUAUGUUCUCCAAGUUGAGAGAGCAGCUGAUGUUGCGUUGGCUGAAGCUGCAGCCUUUGAAACAGCUGUAGGAUCAGAACGCAGGGAUCUUCGCAAAGAACUAGACACAGGGCCACAGCCCUUAAGUCCAGUCCAACGUACUUGUGAGUAUGUGCAACAACAUGCUAGGCCCUACUUUGCUGAACUGCCAUUUGAAGUAGAGACACAAGAGCUUAGUGUUGACCCAGCUACACGCCACAAUCCAGAAAGUAGCAAACAAAGGAGCAUGAGCAGAGACAGUCCGUUCAAAAGAAAUGAACAGCAGCAUGGUGGAAAUGGAAAACAAGCCCACUUCCAGACACACACAAACAGUUUCCCUGAGUCACAAGUGGCAUCAGACCUCACCAAGUACCAACUGUGCCAUGAGAUGGUGAGUUCCGGACUCCUGAAGUUUGAUGAUCGCCCUGAAAAUUAUUGGGCAUGGAAAGCAUCCUUUCUCAAUGCGACCAGAAACUUGAAUUUAUCAGCCAGGGAAGAGUUAGAUCUAAUUACCAAGUGGCUAGGGGCAGAGUCGUCUGAGCAAGCAAAGAGAAUUAGAUCUGUCCAUAUUCUCAACGCAACAGCAGAGCUUAACGUGGUCUGGCAACGACUAGAAGAGUGCUAUGGUACACCCGAAGUGACCGAGAAUGCACUGUUGAAGAAAAUUGAUUUUCCAAAACUGUCUAACAAAGACAAUCACAAGCUAAGAGAACUGGGAGACCUUCUUCUCGAACUGGAGUGUGCUAAAGUAUAAGGGUAGCUUCCAGGCCUCGUUUAUCUGGACACAUCUCGGCGGGUAAACCCUAUAGUAGAGAAACUUCCAUUCAGUUUACAAGACAAAUGGAUAGCACAGGGAUCCAAAUACAAGGAGGACUAUCGGAUAGUAGUCCCACCAUUCUCGUUCUUCUCGAGAUUCAUCAGGAACCAGGCGAAAACUAGAAACAACCCAAGUUUCACCCUCAACUACCCAGGUGUCUACGAAAAGGGAGAUACCUGUCAGGUAUAGCAGCAAGACACCUGUGACUGUAUACAAAACAGACAUGUCAUCUGAGCCCUCAGACCACAAACCAAACCCAGUAAGACAAAGGUUGAAAGCCCUGACCAUCACUGCCCAAUACAUGACAAGCCUCAUCCUCUUAAAAGGUGUCGAGGGUUUAGAUACAAAACUCUAGAUGAGCGCAAAUCAUAUCUCAAAGAGAAUGGCAUUUGUUUCCGAUGUUGUGGGUCAACUCAGCACAGAGCUAAAGACUGUAAGGUGUCAAUCAAGUGUUCUGAUUGUGACAGCAACAGACAUCUUGCUGCUCUGCAUCCAGGCCCAGCCCCUCCAACUGCAGACACCGCUACAGCAGAGAAAGAGCAUGGCGGGAAGCAAGGUGAAAAUGCUCUUCCAUCAGUCACUAAAAAGUGUACUAAGAUCUGUGUUGAGGUAGCCAAUCCAAGAUCAUGUUAAAAAAUAUGCCUAGUCAAAGCUUAUCCAGCUGGGAAAAGAGAGAAAGCUGUCAAAAUGUAUGUAGUGCUCGAUGAGCAGAGCAACAAAUCUCUGGCCAAGACAGAGUUUUUCAAUCUCUUCAACAUCAAUGACAACUCUGCUCCACAAAUCAUGAAGACCUGUUCUGGGCUAACAGAGACUUCAGGCAGGAGAGCCAUUAACUUCAUGGUGGAGUCUAUAGACAGACACAUGCAGCUCACUCUCCCUACUCUGAUAGAGUGUGAAAUGAUGCCAGACAAUAGGAUGGAGAUUCCCUCCCCUGACAUUGCGCAUCAUUUACAUUUACAUUUUAGUCAUUUAUCAGACACUCUUAUCCAGAGCGACUUACAGUAGUGAAUGCAUACGUUUCAUUUCAUGCAUUUUUUUUGUAUAUAUUUUCUUUUUGUACUGGCCACCCGUGGGAAUCAAACCCACAACCCUGGCGUUGCACACACCAUGCUGGCGUUGCAAACACCAUGCUCUACCAACUGAGCCACAGGGAAGGGAUCAUCAUUCCCAUCUGCAAUCAGUGGUGGACAAAAUUCCAGCUGUAGACCCAGACGCUCCCAUCCUCCUACAAGUGAGUUGUCACAAGCCAAAACCGCAAUCAUUCAUUGUGUGCAACAUGAAGCCUUUAAAGAGGAAUUAAAAUGCCUUGAAAAAGGAAAAGAGUUCCCAAAACAAAAUACACUUGUCACGUCCUGACCAGUAAUAGGGGUUAUUUGUUAUUGUAGUUUGGUCAGGACGUGGCAGAGGGUAUUUGUUUUAUGUGGUUCGGGGUGGUUGUGUGUUUAGUGGUGUGUUUGAUUUAUGUAUUCCGGGGUUUUUGGGCACUGUUCUAUGUUAGUGUAUUUCCAUCUAGUCUAGUCUAUUUCUAUGUUUAGUUUAUUGGGGUUGGACCUUCAAUUGGAAGCAGCUGGUUAUCGUUGCUUCUGAUUGAAGGUCCUAUAAGUAGGAGUUUGUUUUCAUGAGUUUUUUUUGUGGGAGAUUGUGCUGGGUAUAGCUUUGGUGCCUUACCGGCCUGUUAUUAGUCGUUGUGUACGUAUUUAUUUUGGUUUAUCUUCUUUGUCUGUUUAAAUAAAAAGAAGAUGAGUACACAUUUCCCCGCUGCGUCUUGGUCCACUUUACCCUACGACAACCUUGACAACACUCAAACUGAACCCAGUGAUUGAUGAGGAUGGGUUGCUGAGGGUGGGAGGCCGCUUAUCCUCUGCCAACAUGUCACAAGAUGAAAAACAUCCUCUUAUCAUCCCACAGACGCACCACUCUGCUGGUAAGACAUUAUCACAAGCAAGUGGCUCACCAGGGCCAUCAUUUUUCAGAUGGAGCUAUUCCAGCAGCAGGGUUCUGUAUUAUUGGGAGCAAACGUCUGGUCUCUGGUGUCAUCCACAAGUGUGUCACCUGCCGCAAAGUUAGAGGAAGGUUAGUUGACCAAAAGAUGGCUGACUUGCCUGCAGACAGACUCACAUCUGAGCCACCAUUCACCAGUGUUGGACUAUGGACCAUGGAAUGUCAUAACUCAUCGCACUAAAGGUGGUAGUGCAUACUCCAAGCACUGGGUGGUACUCUUUACAUGUAUGUCUACUAGAGCAGUCCAUAUUGAGCUCAUCAAAUCCAUGUCCACAUCCAGCUUCAUCAACACGCUGAGGCGGUUUUUUUUCUCCAUCCGUGGUCCAGCAAAAGUGCUAUGCUCUGAUAAAGGUACAGACUUUAUAAGUGCCUGCAGGGAACUGGGAAUCAACACAAAUGACUCAGAACUGACUAAAUACCUCACAGACAAGGGAUGUACUUGGAUAUUUAAUCCCCCACACUCGCCUCAUAUGGGUGGUUCUUGGGAGAGACCCAUUGGGGUUGCCAGACGUAUCCUAGAUGCUAUGUUGUUUCAGAAAGGCUCCACUCGUCUCACGCAUGAGGUCUUGGGCACUCUUCCGUCUGAAGUUAUGGCAAUAAUCAAUGCGAGAACCCUUGUGUCAGUGUCAACCGACCCUGACAUGCCUGCCCUUCUCACACCCUCAAUGUUACUCACACAAAAGACCAGCGCUACCUAAGCCCCUUCGGGAUACUUCCACAUGAACGACCUUCAUGGAAAACAGUGGAAGCAAGUCCAGUGUCUCGCUGACACCUUUUGGAAAAGGUGGAGACAGGAGUACCUGACAACACUGCAGAGAUGCAGAAAAGCCUAACGUAAAAGUAGGAGAUGUUGUCUUAUUGAAAGACAGUCAGGCGCACAGAAAUGACUGGCCAGUCUGGCAUUUGGUCAAAACCUUUCCCAGUACUGACAAAAAGGUAAGGAAAGUAGAACUAAAAAUUGUCACACAAGGACUGCUAAGGUGUUUCUGAGACCAAUCUCAGAGAUCGUUGUUCUUCUUUCUGAAGCAUCCUAGAGACAAAAUAUAUUUUUUUAAAGAAACAUUAUUUGUUUCUUGAUACAUGUUUUAUUUCAUAGUGGCACAAUUUCAUUACACCAGGCGGGGAGUGUAUUGCCAUCCUGUAGAAGGUAACAUAUUUUAUUAUAGUGGUUAAGAUGGACUAUCACUGUGUUCCAUGGUGUUUACUGCCCCCUAGUGAAGCUUUCUGGUACUUAGAAAGACUGCACAGAAUCAGGAAGUAGAGCAGAGUAGUCCUUCUGCAAGCAGAAGCAGUUAAAAACAACGCUAUGGCGCAGUUCUUUCUGUGCAGCUAUUACUUGUCACGCUUCAGCCACUGAAAAUAUUUGUUUUUUCACAACAAACGUUUUCAAUAUAUCCGUUCAAGAAAAGUCACGCCUUGGGAGUUUUAUUGAAGACUUAGUUGUUAGCUAUCUGUCUAAUUCUGCACGGGAACGCAAUUCCAGGGCAGAAUAAAGACUCUUCCUAAAGAUGGCCGCCCUGCCAAACUGAGCAAUCGUGGGAGAAGGGCCUUGGUCAGGGAGGUGACCAAGAACCAGAUGGUCACUCUGACAGAGCUCCAGAGUUCCUCUGUGGAGAUGGGAGAAUGUUCCAGAAGGACAACCAUGUCUGCAGCACUCCACCAAUCAGGCCUUUAUGGUAGAGUGGCCAGGCGGAAGCCACUCCUCAGUAAAAGACACAUGACAGUCCGCUUGGAGUUUGCCAAAAGGCACCUAAUGACUC